UGACAGCUGGAAUGUGCAAUCAGAUCCAUCACCCCGCCCUUCUGCGAAACCUCUGCGCAAACCCACCAAUGGCGUCUCUCCGGGGGCGGGGCUAUCGUCGGAAACUCCGCCUCUCUAUACAGCUAACCGAUCGGAGAUUGUUUUCCUCUCUCGGGUAGAUUUUCACUUUGUAGCCCUUAAAUUUUAUUUUAAGUCCCGUUCCACAAAUAAGUCGAUACCCGACCUACAUCGCUUUGGAGUCUUUUGAAAUCGGAAGUGCAGCGAGCAACCCACAAAUAACGGAUUAUCAAAUCUGCGAACUUCUGCUGGCUAUUUGGGAGAGAGGUCUCACAGCUCUCACGAGUAUGAGUUCAUAAUGAAGCGUCGUCUGGAGGAUCAGGAAACGGUUUUUGCGUCCCAGCAGCGGCGCCUCGCUGGCAACGCUGAGGCUUUCCAGCAUCGUGUCCUGGCCCCGGCUCCAGCGCCAGCUGUGUAUGAGGCCGUCUCGGAUAACAUGCAGCCCACAGCAGGCGUCCAGUACUCCGUCCCACAAGGAUACCAGGUCCCCACGGUCGCUCAGAACAGUGGCGGGCACGGACACGCCCCGAGCCAGGCCGUCCAUGGCGGGUCGCACCACCACAGCCCAGCAGUUCAGUCCCACGGCCCCUCGGUGAUGCCUGGCCACGGUCACACUGCCGCUCCUCAGGCCUCUGCCCAGGGCCAGCAGCAGUUUCAGAGGCUUAAGGUGGAAGAUGCUUUGUCCUACUUGGAUCAGGUGAAACUGCAGUUUGGCAACCAGCCUCAGGUCUACAACGACUUUUUAGACAUAAUGAAAGAGUUCAAGUCUCAAAGUAUUGACACUCCGGGGGUCAUCAGCAGAGUGUCCCAGCUCUUCAAAGGUCAUCCCGACCUCAUCAUGGGUUUUAACACUUUUUUGCCUCCGGGGUACAAGAUCGAGGUCCAGACCAAUGAUCUUGUCAACGUGACAACGCCCGGUCAGAUCCACCACAUCACCCCGCACGGCAUUUCAGUGCAGAACAUCCCCAUAACGGGACCGCCCACACAACACCCGCCCCCGGUCCCCUCCGCCGCCGCCACCACAGCCCCGCCUCCCCCCGCCCAGCCCACCCCGGCUAAAAUGAGCAAGCCUCUUCAGCCUCAGGCGUUGACGACAAGCAGCCAGAGCAAUCCGUCCAUCCCCGCCUACCCCUCCCCCCGCUCCCCGCCCAUCCAGCUCCACCCGCCGCUCGGCGGGAACCCCGCGGGGCCGCCCAUGCAGAACAACCAGCCCGUGGAGUUCAACCACGCCAUCAACUACGUCAACAAGAUCAAGAACCGCUUCCAAGGCCAGCCUGACAUCUACAAGGCCUUCCUGGAGAUCCUCCACACGUACCAGAAGGAGCAGCGUAACGCCAAGGAGGCCGGAGGAAACUACACACCAGCCCUGACGGAGCAGGAGGUGUACGCUCAGGUGGCUCGGCUCUUCAAGAACCAGGAGGACUUGCUCUCAGAGUUUGGACAAUUCCUCCCUGAUGCCAACAGCUCGGUGCUGUUGAAUAAGACCACAGCCGAGAAGGCCGAGUCCGUACGAAACGACCACGGCGGCACGGCCAAGAAGCUCCAGCUCAACAACAAACAGAGGCCCAAUCAGAACGGCUGCCAGAUCCGCCGCCAUCCCACCCCAGGGACGCCCCCCAUCAAGAAGAAGCCGAAGUUACUGAAUUUAAAAGAUUCCUCAGUGGCAGAGGCCAGCAAGCAUGGAGUCGGCACAGAAGCUCUGUUCUUCGAGAAGGUACGCAAAGCUUUGCGAAGUGCAGAGGCCUACGACAACUUCCUGCGCUGCCUGGUCAUCUUUAACCAGGAGGUGAUCUCCAGAGCGGAGCUGGUGCAGCUGGUGCUGCCCUUUUUAGGGAAAUUCCCUGAACUGUUCAACUGGUUCAAAAACUUCCUGGGAUAUCGUGAAAUGUCCCACAUUGAAACGUACCCCAAGGAGCGGGCCACCGAGGGCAUCGCCAUGGAGAUCGACUACGCCUCCUGUAAGAGACUCGGCUCCAGCUACAGAGCUCUGCCCAAAAGCUACCAGCAGCCCAAGUGCACGGGAAGAACUCCGCUCUGUAAAGAGGUCCUAAAUGACACCUGGGUGUCCUUCCCAUCCUGGUCUGAAGACUCCACGUUUGUCAGCUCCAAGAAGACCCAGUACGAAGAGCAUAUCUACAGGUGUGAGGACGAGAGAUUUGAGCUGGACGUUGUACUGGAGACCAACCUGGCCACGAUCAGGGUCCUGGAGACGGUGCAGCGGAAGCUGUCCCGCAUGUCCGCGGAGGAGCAGGCCAAGUUCCGGCUGGACAACACGCUCGGGGGCUCCUCGGAGGUCAUCCACCGCAAGGCCAUCCAGAGGAUAUACGGAGACAAAGCCCCCGACAUCAUCGACGGCCUCAAGAAGAACCCUGCUGUUUCCGUACCCAUCGUGUUAAAACGGUUGAAGACGAAGGAGGAGGAGUGGCGGGAAGCUCAGCGGGGCUUCAACAAGAUCUGGAGGGAGCAGAACGAGAAGUAUUACCUCAAGUCUCUCGACCACCAGGGCAUCAACUUCAAACAGAACGACACCAAAGUGCUCCGGUCCAAGUCGCUGCUGAAUGAAAUCGAAAGCAUUUACGACGAGCGCCAGGAGCAGGCCUCCGAGGAGAACGCCACGCCGCUCACGGGCCCCCACUUGACGCUGGCGUACGAGGACAGCCAGAUCCUGGAGGACGCCGCGGCGCUCAUCAUCCACCAUGUCAAGAGGCAGACCAGCAUCCAGAAGGAGGACAAGUACAAGAUCAAGCAGAUCAUCUACCACUUCAUCCCCGACAUGCUCUUCUCCCAGCGGGGCGAGCUGUCGGACGUGGAGGAGGAGGAAGAGGAGGAGGAGAUGGACCUGGAGGAAGGCGCCUCCAAAAAGCACAACGGCGUCCCCGGCAGCGGGAGCCCCUCCAAGUCCAAGCUGCUGUUCAGCAACACGGCGGCGCAGAAGCUGCGCGGCUGCGACGACGCCUACAACCUCUUCUACGUCAACAACAACUGGUACAUCUUCCUGCGGCUGCACCAGACGCUGUGCUCGCGCCUGCUGCGGCUGUACGGCCAGGCGGAGCGGCAGAUCGAGGAGGAGGUGCGGGAGCGCGACUGGGAGAAGGAGGUGCUCGGGCUCAAGAAGGAGAAGAACGACAAUCCGGCCAUCCAGCUGAGACUGAAGGAGCCCAUGGACAUCGAGGUGGAGGAUUACUACUCUGCCUUCUUGGAGAUGGUUAAGAACCUGCUGGACGGCAACAUGGAGGCUUCUCAGUACGAGGACUCUCUGAGGGAAAUGUUCACCAUUCACGCCUACAUUGCCUUCACCAUGGACAAGCUCAUCCAGAGCAUCGUCCGGCAGCUCCAGCACAUCGUGAGCGACGAGAUCUGCGUGCAGGUGACGGACCUGUACCUGACGGAGAGCCUGAACGGGUCCAGCGGCGGGGUGAUGUCCACGCAGCCCUCCCGGAGCUCCACGGAGGGAAUCUACCAGAGGAAGGCCGAGCAGCUCAUGUCCGACGAGAACUGCUUCAAGGUGAUGUUCCUGAGGAGCAGAGGUCCGGUGCAGCUGACGGUGGAGCUGCUCGACACCGAGGAGGAGAACUCAGACGAGCCCAUGGAGGCCGAGCGUUGGUCGGACUACGUCGGACGCUACUUGAACCCAGACUCCACCACCCCGGAGUUGAGGGAGCACCUCGCUCAGAAGCCCGUCUUUCUUCCCAGGAACCUGAGGCGAAUCAGGAAGUACCAGAAAGGCCGCGAGCAGAUGGACAAGGAGGCCUGCGAAGGGGGGAAGAAGUCCCUGGAGAAGGAGAAGAUGGAGUGCAUGUUCAAGCUCAACUCGUACAAGAUGGUCUACGUCUUCAAGUCGGAGGAUUACAUGUAUCGACGCACCGCCCUGCUGCGAGCCCACCAGUCUCACGAGCGGGUGAGCACACGGCUGCACAAGCGCUUCCAGGCCUGGGUGGAGUCGUGGGUCAAAGAGCACGUCAACCACGACAUGAGCGCCGAGACCAACAAGUGGCUGAUGGGCGAGGGGCGCGACGGCCUGCUGCCCUGCACCACCUCCCGCCACCCCGAGGUGCUCCACUUCAUGAACAUCAACAAGUACCGCGUGAAGUACGGCACGCCCAGCAAGGCCCCGUAGCAGGGCGCCGCACUGACUCCUGGGGGGGUUUAGUUCUCAACGUUAACAGGUCAGAAGUACAGGUGGGGUCAUUCGUGUUUUUAAAAGGCCGACACGGGAGCACAAUGAAGCUAGCUACCUGUGCGUUGCCCCGGGGCGGCAGGAUUACUGAUUUUUUACCAGCGUUUUUAGCUGGGCCCAUUUUUUUUGCAGGGCCUUCGGUGCCAAAACUUAGGAAUGGUCUUGUUCCGGUCGCAGACCUGAGCUCUUACCAGCAAUCAGAGCCACGCCACAAACUUCCUCGAGCCGUUGUUCGUUUUCUUUUUCUUUUUCUUUUUUUUUUUUCUUUUUCUAGUCUCGACAGGACUUGGCGAUUCACACGGCAAGCCUGUAAAAAUACAAAACAAACAAAAAGAGAGAGAGAGUGGUGCUUUUUGUACUCUGUGACAGCCGCAGCUUGAGCUGAGCUUCCCGCCAAGCGUCCGGCCUGAAGCCACCCGGGCGACGGGCCGCGCAGGGGUUCCUCUGCCACAGUGUUAUUCUGUAGAACAUUACGAUGGACAAGUGCACUUAUUUUAGGAGGAGGGACGUGUUGCAGGAGCUUGGUUUCUGAAGGUUUUCUGGGAGGGGGGGGGGCAGCUCAGCGAGGGUCUGAAAGACCUGGUUCAGACAUUCCUGCGUUGCGGCCAAAUCGCAAUCAUCAAUCUUCACUAGACGGAGAGAGGGUUACACUUCCUCCCUCCCGAACACAUGGCAGCAUUAUUAGAAACUGUGCCUGAGCCCCAAACUGGAUUGUCGGGUUAGGAGAAGAAAACACUGUUGGAUCUAAUGUAAAAACGAUAAAAAAAAAAAAAAAAACAAGCCUCACAACACUGUUUGGUCUCGGACUGUAAAAUUGUAUAGCUUGUGAAUGUCAGAUACUGACAUGUAUUCCAGUGUAUGUGUUGUGUGUAUAUAUAUUAUAUAUAGUUCUAUUAACACACACAAUCCUCGCCGCCCUGGGAGUCAACCUUUUUAAGAUGCCCUCCGCCAAUACACCAGCUUGUACACACUUUCUCUCACACACACACACACACACACACACACAAACGCGCGCAUACAGGAGCACGCAGCCGUGCGCGUCUCGUCCCGGGAAGACUGUCCACAAGCCGCUCGUGUUGUAAAUACACUGUACAUAGUCUCAGACUUUUUAUGACAGAUCCGUGUUGUUGUGCUAGUAAUACUUUCCAAGCUUACUGUGGACUUUAGUGACAAACGGCUAAAGUUAGGAUGUAAAUGAAAAAGACAAAUGCAAGACCAUUUAUUACCGUUUUUACCAAAGGGAGUCGAUCAU
Molecule: messenger RNA, 5486 nt
Organism: Salarias fasciatus (jewelled blenny)
Lineage: Eukaryota; Metazoa; Chordata; Actinopteri; Blenniiformes; Blenniidae
Gene: sin3aa
Product: SIN3 transcription regulator family member Aa
Exons: 21
Coding region: 356-4174 (1272 amino acids)
Biological process (GO): negative regulation of transcription by RNA polymerase II
Cellular component (GO): Sin3-type complex; chromatin
Molecular function (GO): transcription corepressor activity
Source: RefSeq, a predicted model, not a curated record